Molecule: messenger RNA, 2531 nt
Organism: Halichondria panicea
Lineage: Eukaryota; Metazoa; Porifera; Demospongiae; Suberitida; Halichondriidae
Product: receptor-type tyrosine-protein phosphatase zeta-like
Exons: 23
Coding region: 40-2310 (756 amino acids)
Biological process (GO): protein dephosphorylation
Molecular function (GO): protein tyrosine phosphatase activity
Source: RefSeq, a predicted model, not a curated record
UGCAGUAAGUUAGAAUGCAGGUAGUUCUCUGUAUAUGGCAUGAUACACUGUACACUCCCUUCAGAUCCACCUCCUGUCCUGUCACUAAUGACAACAGCCACAGACCCUGCUUUCGAGUCUAGUGUGAACUUGACGUGUAUGUCUGAUGGGAACCAGACUAACUUCAUCUGGAGAAAAAACGAUAUAGAAUUCACAAACGAUGGUCCAAGUAACUCUGUUUAUACCAUCCCCUCUGUCUCUGCUACUGAUGGAGGUGUCUAUGAAUGCGGGGUUGCUUGUCAAAAUACUAUAAAUAUCUUCUCAAACAAAUCAACCAUCACAACUAUGCCAAACAUCGUUCAGCUCCUUCCUGUUGGUGGGAACAGCUCAGUGAUGGAGGGGGAGAUGAUAACUCUCAGUUGCAAGGUUGAAGGAUGGCCUGUCCCGGAAGUCAUGUGGCUGAAUCUGAGUUCCUCUGUCACAGCCAGUGUGUCAUCAAUGGCCAACUACAGUAUUAUGUCCAUCACUCAGGAUCAGGAGGGAGUCUACCAAUGCAAGGCUACCAAUAUCAGGGGAACUGUCGCUAGGAACCACUCUGUAUCUGUUAGUACAGGAAUUACAAGCACAGCUGCAGUAUUCACUUCCUCCCACACACUAAAUACUACAGGCAGUGACAGUUCACAGACUGACAAGAAUGCUAACAUGGAUGCCACAACUACUGGCAACAUAUUGCAUCUAGUACAAGUGCCCUUCAUCUUACUGUUAGUACUCAGCUGUGUUCUCAGUGUGGGAGUGGUGGUCCUGCUGUUCCUAAUGGGAUGCCUGUGUUGCAAGAGGGUCAAAGCACGUCGUCCAUCAGAUGAAAUUUCUCUUCUCCCGGGGUCCAAUGGGGAGAGACGUGAGGACGAGGGGGAGGUGGGCUAUGGGAACUUGGAGACUGCCAAACCAUCCACUGUCACUACUGCGUUUAAGGAUGACCCCCCACAGUCGAGAACCCCCCCUGAACAUAGGACGGAGAAGGCAAAGCAAACAGAACGCCGAAGCAGCCCUAAAGUAGGGAAGAAAAAGAAGAGUAAAAGUCCGGACAAGGAGCUGCUCAUUUCAUUGGACAGUGCCGAUGAGGAAGAGAGGCAACAAAAGAGGAGAAGUGGCUCUGGGAAGAGGUCAGAGGUAAAUGAGACCACCCCGGCAGUGGAGAGCCCUCUCUCCCAGGACAACAGUGGGGACAAGGUACUGCCGGCAGAGAAGGAGGCGGUGCCUAGUGAGGAGGCGGUGACUGGUGAGGGGGCAGUGCCUGGUGAGGAGAGUGGAGUGACGAUGGUGUGGGGGGAUGACUCAUCUCAGGAGGACAAGAAAGAGUGGGAGAGCAUACCAGUGGACGACCAAUCGGAUGAGGCCUCCAGAGUAACUGCUUUAACCGAGAGAGCCAAGAAACUGGGCAGGACUGUGUCUUUUGUUGAGCUGCUCACACGUUCACAUCCCCUCAACGCUGAGCAAAUCAACGAUCUGGUCUACAACCCAGAGCACUACACUAAAACCCACCCCUUACUGGACGAGUACAAGUCUGUCCCCAGUAACUCUGCCAAACUGAUGGACCUCCUCCCUCAAGAGAAGGCUAAGAACAGAUACAGAAAUGUCCUACCGAAUGCUCAUUCCCGAGUGCACCUCUCUGAUCUCGGUGAGCCUGGCUCUACCUACAUCAACGCUAACUACAUUAGGGGCUAUGAUGACAGAGAGAGGGCGUACAUCGCCUCACAAGGUCCAACAUUUGACACAAUGAGCGACUUUUGGAGGAUGGUUUGGGAACAGGAAGUGAGUGUGGUCAUCAUGAUCACAGGGCUCAUUGAGAGAGGCGUGAACAAGUGUGCCCAGUACUGGCCCGAAGUGAAAGAGGAAAACCCAACGCAGUACGGAAGAUUUGCAGUGAAGAAUAAUUUUGACGAGAAGAAAUCUAUUGGUGUCAUCUCCUAUCUCACUCUCAUCAGCGAGGAGGGCAAAGAGAGGGAAAUACAUCACUUCUGGUAUACCAACUGGCCUGAUUUUGGUGUUCCCAAAGAGACUGGUUCCAUAUUGGCACUGCAACAGACGGUGGGGGAUUAUUGCCACGACAAUGACAAGCCUCUCCUUGUUCAUUGCAGCGCUGGACUCGGACGAACUGGAACGUACAUUGCAAUCGACAUGGGAAUUUCUCAGUUUGAGAAGGAAGGCAAAGUGGACCCACUGAAAUACAUCUGUGAGAUGCGGCAAGAUAGGGGUGGGAUCAUUCAAACACCUGAGCAGUACUUGUUCGUACACAAUACACUGGCGGAUCACAUGACGGCAACGGACUGAUGCAGCUUAUAAGAGAUCAACAUACUCUAUUUUAACACUAUAUCCGCAACUUUCCUAUAGAAACACUAUCGCCAGACGUACUAUAAUAAUGAUGAUUAUUAGCUAUAAUAUAAUAUACAUUAUACACACCUUAUUUUCACAUCCUCUUAACUUCAAGUUCAUGCUACAUAAUAAUACGUAAUUCUGCUGCAGUUAUAUUUUAUAAAUUGUACGAUCAUAUG